AUGGACGUAGCUCACAAGGACCACCUGCGCGCGGCCUUCCAUGGCCUCCUCGGCGCCGUGGCACUGCUCCUCUGCGUCCUCGCCGAGGCCCUCGUCUUUGCCUUGCAACGGAGCAUGACGCUCUACCUCGUGCCGGUCUCCGCGAUGCUGCUCCUCUGCCGCUACCGCCGCCGUCGCGCCGCGGGCGGCAGCAUCGGGCUCGUCGACUUCUCCUGCCUCAAGCCGCCCCGCCGGCUUCGGCUCCCGGUGGCAGCGCUAAUAGAGCACUUCAACCUCAUCGACUGCUUCGACGGCGGCAGCAUCGAGUUCAUGGCAAACGCCAUCCAGUCCAGCGGCAUGGGCAACGAGACCUACUUCCCGCCCGCGCUGCACUACCUCCCGCCGGCGUCCACGCACGCGCACGCCGUCCAGGAGGCGCACAUGCUCUUCUUCCCGGCCCUCGACGACCUCUUCGCCAAGACCCGCGUGCCGCCAUCCGCCGUCGGCGCGCUCGUCGUCAACUGCAGCGGCUUCUGCCCGGCGCCGUCGCUCACGGCCAUCAUCGCCAACCGCUACCGGAUGCGCACCGACGUCAAGACCUUCAACCUCUCAGGAAUGGGCUGCAGCGCGGGCUCCGUCGGCGUGGACGUCGCGGCUGGCGUCCUGCGUGCGCACGCAAUGUCGUACGCCGUCGUCGUCAGCGCCGAGAUCCUCACCGUCGGGUGGUACUUCGGCAAGGACCACGGCAAGCUCCUCCUCAACUGCAACUUCCGCACAGGCUGCUCCGCCGUGCUCGUGACGAACAACAUGGCGGCGCCGCUGAAGUACCGGCUCGUCAACAUGACGCGCACGAACACGACGGCCAACGACCGGAGCUACCGCGCGGGGUACCGGGAGGAGGACGACGAGGGCAUCACCGGCUUCACGCUCGGCCAUGGCGUCGGCCGCAUGGUCAGCGAGCUGCUGCGCGCGCACCUCGUCAAGCUCAGCCUCUCCAUCCUGCCUUGGCGCGAGAAGGCGCGCUACACGGCCGCGUUGCUCGUGUCGAUGCGGCGGCGAGGGCAAGACAAGCUCGCCGGCAGCAGUGUCUCCGGCGCGGCGCCGAUGCCAGACUUCCGCGAGGCGGCGGACCACUUCUGCCUGCCGUCGUCGGGGAAGCCGAUGAUACUGCGACUGGGAAAGGGGCUCGGGCUGGGCGAGAGGGAGAUGGAGGCGGCGCUCAUGGCGUUCCACCGGUUCGGGAACCAGUCCGCGGCGGCCUUGUGGUACCAGCUCGCGUACCUCGAGGCCAAGGGUCGGGUCCGGAAGGGCGACACGGUGUGGCAGCUCGGCAUCGGGAGCGGGCUCAAGGCCAACAGCCUGGUGUGGGAGCGCGUCGCCGUCGCCGACGACGUCGCCGGCGGGCGCGCCGGGAGGAACGCGCUGGGGCCGUGGAUGGACUGCAUCCACCAGUACCCGAUGUGGGAUACGUAG
Messenger RNA from Lolium rigidum, 1452 nucleotides. RefSeq names its product 3-ketoacyl-CoA synthase 4-like. The record is from RefSeq and is a predicted model, not a curated record. Gene Ontology annotation, cellular component: membrane. The coding region runs from base 1 to 1452 and encodes 483 amino acids. The transcript has a single exon. Gene Ontology annotation, molecular function: acyltransferase activity, transferring groups other than amino-acyl groups. Gene Ontology annotation, biological process: fatty acid biosynthetic process. NCBI's taxonomy places the organism in Eukaryota, Viridiplantae, Streptophyta, Magnoliopsida, Poales, Poaceae.